GUCAGCUUUCUCUCUUGAAUUAGGGCUGGUGCUUGUGAUAUCGAAGGGCACGGAAGCGGGUCGGCAUAAUGGAUGAGAGUCCUGAGACUAGCCGCUCUGGCCACCCCAAUUCAUUAGAUAUUGAGAAGCUAUUGUUAGAAGCACAGCAUCGGUGGUUAUCCCUAGCUGAAAUAUGUGAAAUUCUUCGGAAUUAUAAGAAAUUGCGGAUUGCCUCAGAACCCUCUAAUAAGCCACCAAGUGGUUCAGUUUUUCUUUUCAAUCGAAAGGUGACAAAAAUUUUUAGAAAAGAUGGACAUAAUUGGCAAAGGAAAGAGAAUGGAAAAUUGGCAAAGGAAGGUCAUAAGAAGUGCAAGGCUGGAAGUAUUGAUGUUUUGCAUUGCUACUAUGCCCUUGGGGAAGAGAAUAAAAAUUUUCAAAGACGUUGUUAUUCAAUGCUUGAAAAGGACUUCUCCCACAUUGUUCUUGUCCACUACCUAGAAUUAACGGAUCAUGCCAAUAUAUGGUUAGAGAUAUACUACCAGGCAGUUAAUGUUGGGGCUACCUCUCUACUAUCCUUAGCUUAAUAGGGUCUUACUCUUGGAUUCCAACAAAGCAUAUCUUUACUCCCAUUUCCUUGGUCCUGGCUUUAUGUCUUUCAAUUCUUCAAUCAUGUUCUUUUUCUGUCUCCACCAUUUAUUUUUCUUUACUCUUUUCAGUGUCCUUAUUCUGAACCAUCCCAGUGAUUGAAGUUGAGUUGUCCUUUAAGAGAAUAGUUGUUUUCAUAGGAGUGAUAAAGAUGUUCCGAUUUGUCAAGUGCCUGAUUUCUGCUAUAUUUUUCCUCCCACUCUCUCGUCUUGGUACCUUUUUUUCUUUUUCUUUUUCUUUUUUCUGAUUCAACCUUAUUCUUUUACAACAAAGCCUACCGAUGAUUUAUCUUAUAUCUAAAACCUUCAAUGUCUUCGCUGCAACAAUUCACAAAGGCAAGUUAUAGUGCAGAUGUUCAGAUAUAUUUCUGGAUAAUGAACUGGAUGUUCACAU
Messenger RNA from Rubroshorea leprosula, 1017 nucleotides. NCBI's taxonomy places the organism in Eukaryota, Viridiplantae, Streptophyta, Magnoliopsida, Malvales, Dipterocarpaceae. The record is from the annotation of a GenBank genome assembly.